Molecule: messenger RNA, 3420 nt
Organism: Meloidogyne enterolobii
Lineage: Eukaryota; Metazoa; Nematoda; Chromadorea; Rhabditida; Meloidogynidae
Source: the annotation of a GenBank genome assembly
AUGGAUCAAUCAGCAGCUGUGCUUUUUCGUCCACCUAAUGAAUUGUUGCAAAAACUGAGCCAAUUUUACAAAAUUGGUGAAAUUAUUAAAUUCCAAGCUUGGCAGUUUGCGAGUUUUCAACGUCUUAGACAGGGAAAGGAUACUUCUCAGGAAGUUUACUACAAACAAUUACUUCAAAAGAAAGAUCGAGAAUUGGAGAAGGCUUUAGAAGAGAAUAAGCGGUUUACUACUCUACUUGAAAACAAAGAAAAGGAAAUUCGUCAACUAUCUCAACAACAAAAAGAAAUGACACAAAACAAUUUAACAAUUAUGGAUGCUUUUUCUGAUGAUUCUUUUAUGCCACCUCCAACAAAGCGUCAAAAAUAUUUAUCUAUGAAUUGUCAUUCUUUUAAUACGCCUCUCUCAUUUGGUGGUGAAUUUAACAAAACGAGUACUCCGAUUCAAAAUCAUUCUCAAUCUUCAUCCAAUUCUUUUGUACCGGCAUCUUCUACUUUUUCUCAUAGGCUUUCUGCUACAGGGUCAAUCUUUCACCGACCGUCGCCUUUACCUCUUGGAAAAAUUACAAAAGGUCAAGUUUUGCCUCCUCAACAAUUUAAACAUCGUUGGUGCAACUCAAGAAGAUUAGGUGCUGCAAUUUAUGAUGAAGAUGAAAAAGAAGUUAAACUUUUGGAUAUGGCUGAAGAUGACGAUUUUUUGGUUCUCGAAAGGCUAUUGCGUGAAGUAAAGCCAAGUCAUAUUCUUGUAAAUCGAUCACAAAGUGCCGAAUAUCAAAUGCAUUUGCGUAAAAAAUGUAGUAUGGUUUCUGGAAUGGAAGAAGAAAUUUCUGACAGAUCAAAUUUAAAAGAAUUUUCAACUUCUCAAUUUGCCCAAACACAAAUAACUUUUGUAAAUACAAUGGAAGAAAAAGAAUUAGAUAAAAGUACAUCAAAAGAGGAAGGAGAAUUGGAUGAUGAUGAUUCUUUACUUUGGCAGCCUUCAAUUACUUUUUUGCCUGAUAUUGCUUUUAGUUUUGGAUUAGCUUGUAAAAAAUUAGAGCAAAUAUUUGGCGCUGGUGUAAGAAAUAAACAAAUAAUGGCUUCUUUUCGACUUGAUUUUACUUCUACAAAUAUGAUUCGUUCAUUGGGGGCACUUUUAAGAUUUAUGGAACAACAUGGAAUUAGUGGGCAAGCUUUUGAAAAUUUAAGUGUAGAAAAGAUGACAACACUUUUUUUUGAUGAUUGCAUCGAAGUUGACUCAACAACACUACGCGCUUUGGAAAUUUUUUAUUCAGAUUAUACUCCAGAAACAAUUCGAAAAAAAUUUGUUUGGGGAAAUAAUAGACGUGAAGGAAUGAGUAUAUUUAAGCUUUGUAAUCUUUGUCGGUCUUCACCUGGAAAACAAAAACUUAGAAAUUGGUUUGAAAGACCAAUAAAUAAUUUAACAAUACUUUCUGAACGUCAUGAAGCAAUUUCAUAUCUCCAUCAGGAUUGUAAUGUGGAAGUUACUUCAUUUAUAUAUAGUUAUGUUAAGGAUAUAUUUUCUAUCAAGCCAAUCUUCCGUCGUAUACGUCGAGGGAAUUUACCAGUUUCUGACUGGAAAAAUUUAUUUUCGAGUAUUUGUGCAAUGAUAAAAAUUGGAGAAUUUUUGACUGAAAAAGAAGUUAAUUUGGCUUUUUUAAAAGGUAAAUUAAACCUCUUUGGGGCAAGACUUCAACAAGUUGCUUGUUUAAUUUCUGAAGUGAUUGAUUUUCAAGAAACACUUGCCGAAAACCGAGUUGUUAUUAAACAAGGAAUAGAUAAGGAUUUGGACAAAAAAAAGAAAUUUUAUGAAAAUUUGCCGGAUGAGUUAACUUCUGUGGCUAGACAGGAAGCAGAGGAAAUUUUGAUACAAACAUGCACUGUUGCUUAUUUACCUAUAGUUGGUUAUUUAUUAAUGGCACCUGCAUCUGUUGAAAUACCUGCAAGUUCGAGUAUGUUAGUUGAAUUGAUUUUUAUCUCAGAAGGAAUGUCUUAUUUUAAAACUAAACGUAUGCGUUUAUUAGAUGAAAAUAUUGGUGAUAUUAAAAUGGACAUUAUUGAUGCUGAAACUAAUAUUGUUUUAAAUUUACAAAAACGUUUACUUGGAUCUCGUCAAAUUGUGUUGGAUGCAAUUGAUUUGGCUGCUACUUUAGAUUGUUUUGUUUCACUUUCACAAGUUGCUCGUAAAUAUAAUUGGAUAUGUCCAAAAUUUGUAGAAGAACCUAUUUUAUCAAUUAAAGAAGCUAGACAUCCAAUAGCUGAACAUUUGUGUAAAACAGGGACUUAUGUAUCUAAUCCAAUAAUUAGUUCAACAGAAGAUGGAAAAAUAAAAAUUUUAUUUGGGCCUAAUUCUUCUGGAAAAAGUGUUUAUCUUAAAAUGAUUGGAGCAAUAGUUUACCUUGCAAGUGUUGGCUCUUUUGUGCCUGCAUAUCGUGCUACUAUAGGAAAAAUUAGUAGAAUAAUGUCAAGGCUUUAUACUGUUGAUUCUGUAUUGGAUGGAAUGUCUUCUUUUGCAAAUGAUUUAAAACAAAUGUCAAGGGCUGUUGCCAGAAGUGAUCAAAAUUCUUUAUUAAUUAUUGAUGAAUUUGGGAAAGGAACACAAACGGAAGUUGGUCUUUCUCUACUAGCUAGCUGUUUAAAUUAUUGGCUUGAAGGUCCAAUAGAAAAAUGUCCGCAUGUAGUCGUUGCCUCACAUUUUUAUGCACUUCCAGAACUUUUAACAGAUCCAAACAAACUAUUAAAAUAUCAAACAAUGGGUGUUAGUAGAUUAGAUGAUGAUACUUUAGAUUUUCAUUUCAAUUUGGUUGAUGGUAUUACUGACUUUAGUUAUGCCACUUUUACUGCUUUAAAAAUGGGAAUACCUAGAGAGGUUGUUGAACGUUCUGAAGAGGUCUAUCUAAACUUAAGAUCAGGUGGUUUAUUGUCUGAUUUAACACCCAUUAAAUUACCGGAAUUAUCAAUUAUUAAAGAAGAAUUAAAUAAUGAAGAACAAAAAACAGAUGAAUCUAAUAUUAUAAGUAAAGUAGAUGAAACUAUUUUUGAUCAUCUUUUAGAAAAUAAAGAAAUUAUUUUUGAAGAAGUAAUUGAAAAGAAUAAUGAGGAAAAUAAUGAAAAAGAAAAAAUUAAUUUUACUAUUGAAGAAGAAAUUGUUGGGAAAGAGGAGGAAGGAGAUAAUGUUAAUAAAAUUAUUAAUUUUAUUGAAAAAAUAGAAGAAAGAAAAGAAAAAGAGAAGGGAAAAGAGAAUGUUGAGAAAGAUGAAGAAAAUAAAAAAGAAAAUAAUAUUAAUUGUGUUGAUGAAACAAUUUUUGAAGAAGAAGAAGGAAAUAAUGCAAGUAUUUUAAUAAUUGAUGAAGAAGAAGAAGAAGAGGAGGAAGAUGAUUUUAGUAAAAUAAUUGAUGAUGCUGAUAAUGAAUUUUCUUUUUAA